Messenger RNA from Magallana angulata, 2905 nucleotides. Its product is annotated as zinc finger protein 252-like. Gene Ontology annotation, biological process: regulation of transcription by RNA polymerase II. Gene Ontology annotation, molecular function: DNA-binding transcription factor activity; RNA polymerase II cis-regulatory region sequence-specific DNA binding. Lineage: Eukaryota; Metazoa; Mollusca; Bivalvia; Ostreida; Ostreidae. The transcript has 9 exons. The coding region runs from base 21 to 2696 and encodes 891 amino acids. The record is from RefSeq and is a predicted model, not a curated record.
GCAAGGCUCCUUCUAUCAAAAUGGCUGCCGCUUGUGACAUUUCGCAAGAUCAAGUAGCAGAUGAUUCGACCAGUGUUAAUGACGUCUCCUCAGAAGUAUGGACUGUUCCGAAUAAUGAAGUCCGAAGCAAUGACAAUCAGGGCCAGUCCCCAACUGAGGUUCAUGUGGUGGUGUCUGUUCAGCCCGAGGAGAAGAAGCCGCAGCGGGCGGCAUACCAAGAGAGACGGUCAGGAAGAAUCCCCACCAGGAAAAGAAGUGUUCCCUUCAAGUUCAGGGAUUACAGGAAUCCAGACCUGGUGAAUGAGGAGAAUGAAGGGGAGGAGGCAGAGGAGAAAUUUACACCUGAGGAGGAGUUCCGAAACGUGUCCCUGGUCAAACGACCUGCCACAUCCUCCACCCGAAAAAGAGGUCGGCCAAGGAAACUUCCUCAGUAUGAAGUGCCCAUGACACAAGAAGUUAUUACUUUAGAUGCUAAUACAGCCAAUAGCCUGGGGGUAGGGAAUGAGGAAGUCAGUAUAGUGAUCAUCCAGCAGGGGGCUGAAGGAGGGGACAUAGUUCUACAGACCGGGGGAGGACAGGUGCUUUCUGGCUCCGUGGAGACCAAUCAGAUCCAGAGUAUACCUCAACAGCAGACCGCUACAGACCAGUCCACAAACCUACCUCAACAGCACCUCGUGGAACAAACCUCAACCCUGACACAACAAACCUCAACUCUGACUCAACAAACCUCAACCUUGACACAACAAGCCUCAACUCUGACUCAACAUGUGGUUGACUCGGCGGGUGAUAAGGAACAGAGUGAGGCAGGAGGUUCUGUCGAAAACCAAAGUCAGGGGGAGGUAAUUGAAGAGACGCUAGUUGUCAAAUCAGAAAAUAUUGAUUCAAUGGAGGAGGAUGAAAUAGAGGAAAGUGGAAGUGUGGAAUCUCAGGAGGGGGAAGAGGAGAAAAGUCACAUGACCCAGGAGGGGGAGGAGGAAUCCCAGAUUGUUAAUUCUCAGGAUGAGUCUGAAAUCCAAAAAUCUCAAAAACCACAAACUGUCUACCUCAAUAAAAAACCAAGGCGGUCAGGAAAGAAAAAUAACGUAGUUGUGGUUUAUUCCUGUGGAGUCUGCAUGAAAAAGUUCUCGUCAAAAGGCAAUUUAAAAACACACAUGAAGAUACAUUUGGGAGAAAAACCCUUCCACUGUAACGUUGAAAAUUGUCCAAAGUCAUUUCGAAGUAACGAAGCCUUACGGCGACACAAAAUGUCACAUUUAGGUAUCAAGCCCUUUGAGUGCAGUUUUUGUAACAACAAAUUUUCCAGUAAUGUCAGUUUACAGGAGCACAUGUCGCGACACACCGACUCCAAACCUCAUCAGUGUCACAUCUGUCUGCGGAACUUCCGACAGAUCAGCUGUUUACGGCGUCACCUAAUCACACACUCCUCAGAGACGCCGUUCUCGUGUCAAAUCUGUGGACGGAAAUUCUCCCAAAACAUGUACCUCCGGUCCCACAUGAAAAUGCACACAGGAGAAAGACCGUUCAAGUGUAAGCUGUGUGACAAGGCUUUUGCCCAUCAGUCUGAUCUCAACCGACACAAAAUAGUUCACUCAGGAGAAAAACCCUACGAGUGUGAAGUCUGCGGAACACGGUUCAGUGAUCCGUCCAGUAAACGGCGCCACGAACGAGAGCACGUGGGAACCAAGCCGUAUGUGUGUCAGCUCUGUUACGAGUCAUUUAAAAGAGCGGGGCAGUUAAAGGCCCAUCUUAGUAGGAAACAUCUUCAUCAGAAGGAUGAUGUACAGGUGAUCCGGACUAGUACUGGGGCCCUACAAUUUGUGUUCCCGAAUGCAGACCAAUGUAUCACCCAGCAGGACAUCGCCUCCUCCAUGUCCGGCGAUCAUCCAUCCAUGGUGAAGCAGAAGAAAAUAGUCAAGUUAAUCCAAGACCUCAACUCCUCCAUACAGAAUGUCCCCAUUAACCCACCUCCUCACGAUUACUCUGCCACCGAGUCUCCCUCAGGACUUGAUGGGGACAGACAGGAGAUGUCUGUGGAGUCUGUGAUCAGUGAGGCCCUGGACAAGAACCAGGGUCUGAUGUCUCAGGGUGGGGACCAGAGGGUACAGACACUGCCCGUGUCGACGUUCGACGGUUCCCAGAUGUCAGAGUCCACGGUGGUGACAAUAGCGGAGGUCCUGGAUAACGGCCACAUCCAGACGAUCCAGACGGACGACUGUGUGCCGGUUGAGUACCUCCACAUCAUAGAGGAGCUGGCACCUGAAUCUCUGGAACAACAGGUGGUGGAGGUCCACUAUCAGGAUUCGGAACACCAGGGGGAGCUCCACACUGAGCAGGGAAUCCCCAAACCCCUAGAGGAUCCCCCCACCGUGACCCCAUCAGCAUCUGACCAGACCUCAGACACCGCUGCGGUGGAUUAUGCCAGUAACCCCGACUUCAGCAGCCAGGCGUACUAUAACUGGUUGUGCAGCUUCACAGAGCUGUGUAAAGUCAUGCCCAUGCCGCUGGACGUAUCCCUUUUCCAGAAAAUCAGCCAGGUCCACAAACAUUUGUCUGACGUCAUGGCAACACCCUCAGGUGUCGUGGCAGACAAGGAGAAUUUCAAGACACUCAUGAACAUCUCUAAAGAACUGAACACCAUCAUUAAUGAGCACUUGUUUUACGUCAUGCAGAAUCUGGAUGCCAUGGAUGAGAAGUAGUGACCAGUUUUUGAGUUUACUCUUCAUUGCUGCUAUCGUUGUAUUUGAUCAGGUUUUGUUAAGAAAUUAUGUGUCUGAUAUUUAAAUCUGUGGCAAUCAAACUGACUCAUUCUCCAGAAACUAUAAUUUAUUUUUAGUUAUGUAAUCAUUAUACAUUUGUUAUUUGUUUUAACGUGUUAAAAUUGGAUUAAACACAAUUGAAAAAGAAA